Messenger RNA from Kwoniella shivajii, 3069 nucleotides. RefSeq lists its product as uncharacterized. Bases 1 to 3069 code for a protein of 1022 amino acids. Gene Ontology annotation, molecular function: protein binding. The record is from RefSeq and is a predicted model, not a curated record. NCBI's taxonomy places the organism in Eukaryota, Fungi, Basidiomycota, Tremellomycetes, Tremellales, Cryptococcaceae. The transcript is spliced from 15 exons. Gene Ontology annotation, biological process: endosomal vesicle fusion; intracellular protein transport; cellular response to starvation. Gene Ontology annotation, cellular component: HOPS complex; late endosome.
AUGUCCUCUCGGCCUCCCUCGACCACUCGAUCCUCACCACAGCCGACAAAUAUACCACUGCCAGAGGAUGACCAGCCCGAAGCAGGACCGUCAACCGCUUCUUCCCUGAAAUCAAGAGGAUCGUCGAUACCUUCUGUGUCGUCAAGGAAGGGCAAAGAAAGGGCUUCAAUAGAGUAUGAAGGUGGAUCUGACGAUGAAUCUGAAGAUGAGGUCUCUCAAGACCAGGAAUCUGAAGAUGAUGAUCUGGAAUCUGAUGAAGAUGACAAUGGUGGAUCAGAUGUUGAGAAAGGAGCAGAUGUUGAAAUGGGAGGACCGACAGACCAAGAAAACGACACCACCCCUACAGACGGGGAGCAGACUAUAGACGAUACUGACGAUGAAGAUGACGACGAUGACGAAGAAGAAGAACCAGCACUCAAAUAUAGUCGUUUGAAAGGUCGUAUACCGGAGAUAUUAGCUAAAGAUUCAGCUUCGACUAUAGCAGUCUCACCUAGGGUGAUAGCGCUAGGAACUCAUAACGGAAUGGUCCACAUUUUGACGUAUGAAGGCGCAAAAGUGAAUUCGUUUCGACCCCAUGCAGCUAGUGUAACCUGUCUGAAGAUGGAUGAGGAGAAUGAUUUCGUUGCUACUUCAAGUGUUGAAGGUCGAGUAGUAAUACAUUCCCUUACAUCGACCGAAUCUUACGCGUUUGACUAUAAACGCCCCAUGAGGGCGAUCGCACUAGAACCAGGAUUUGCAAAGAAGAAUACUCGUGCUUUUGUUUGCGGUGGCAUGGCUGGGAAUUUGAUCUUACAGGAAAAGGGUUGGUUGGGUUACAAAGAACAAAUAUUGCAUUCUGGAGAAGGACCUAUCUGGGCGAUAGAGUGGAGAGGGAAUUUGAUUGCUUGGGCUAAUGAUUUGGGAGUCAAAAUAUACGAUACUACCACUUCUCAACGAAUAGGAUACAUUGACCGAGGGGCACAUGCACCUAGAGCAGAACUGUUUAAAUGUACUCUGCAAUGGAAAGAUGAUCACACUCUUGUCAUUGGCUGGGCCGAUCAUAUAAAGAUCGUUCGAAUCCGCAAUCGAGCGAAAUCACAAACUACCAAUGGACUUCCGCCACUCACAGUAGAAAUGACAGCUAUUUACCAAGUCGACUGUAUGAUAUCUGGUUUAGCUCAAUACAACUCUUCUUAUGUGGUCCUCGCUUAUAUAGCACCUGAUACGUACGAGAAUGAAGCUACAGAUAAUCCAGCUGAACAAAGAAGGAAAGCCGCAAAUCGACCGGAACUACGCCUUAUUGAUAAAGGAGAAGAAGUGAAUGCCGACGCUUUGAGUCUGGCAAAUUAUUUCAUGUACGGAUGUAAUGAUUACUCAUUAGUAAAAUCUCAAAGGGAAAAUGAAGAUGUCUUCUUCGUUGUUUCACCAGCGGAUGUCAUUGUCGUUAGACCUAGAGAUGAGAUAGAUCAUAUAGAUUGGUUGGUUGAGAGAGAACGUUACGCAGAGGCCUUAGAAUCGGCUGAAGAAUUGAGGAAGAGACAUGGGAACGCUUUAGAUGUGAAAGCCAUCGGUUUGAAAUAUAUGAAUCACCUUUUAUCCCAAGGUCAUUUCGAUCAAACUGCUUCUCUUGCACCCAAGGUCUUGGGGGGUGACUCCGAAUCCUGGGAGAAAUGGAUAUACAUAUUUGUACAACAUCAUCAACUGCCUGCCAUCAUCCCGUUCAUACCUACACGAGACCCUCAACUUGGUAAACCUGUAUAUGAGAUGGUGUAUGGUCAUCUACUUGUCAAUGACAGGCAAGAACUGCUCAAAACGAUUACCUCCUGGCCCAGCGACAUAUAUGAUAUCAAUACAGUGAUGGGAGCUGUCCAAGGUGAACUAGCAGCUUCAAGGGAUGACCCUGUACUCCUGGAAUGUUUAGCAGAAUUACAUCUCCUCAACCGGCAACCAGCCAAAGCACUUCCGUAUUUCCUUCGUCUUCGUCGACCCCACGUCUUCGAUUUGAUCCGAGAACACAAUCUGUUCACAGCAGUGCAAGAUCAAGCGCUACUUCUGGUGCAAUUUGACCAAGAAAGACAAGUGGAUAAAGAAGAAGUACAAGGUGACAAGAGUAAACACGGGGCAGCAAUUGAGCUGCUAGUGGAUCACACUCAUUCUAUACCUAUCGACAGAGUGGUCUUACAGUUAGAAGAGAAGCCCAAAUACUUAUACAUGUACCUCGAUGCGCUAUUUGACAAAGACCCACAAUAUUGUUUGCCAUAUAGUGACAGGAUGGUUGAAUUGUAUGCGGCUUUCGAUCUCAAGAGGUUGAUGCCUUUCUUGAGGGCAAGCAACUUCUACGACCUUGAAAAAGCAUACGAGAUUUGCAAAGAACGUGAUCUGGUGACCGAGAUGGUGUUCUUACUGGGCAGAAUGGGCAACAACAAGAAGGCUUUGAUGUUGAUCAUCGAGAGAUUAGGGGAUGUACAGAGAGCAAUCGACUUUGCCAAAGAGCAAUCUGAUGAAGAUCUAUGGGAAGACCUUCUCACCUAUUCUGAGACUAGACCUUCUUUCAUUCGAGCAUUGCUCGAACACGUGGGAGCGGAAAUCAACCCCAUCAGACUAAUAAGUAGGAUCAGAGAUGGAUUGGAGAUACCAGGUCUGAAAGAAGGUGUAGUCAGAGUUUUGAUGGGGAUGAAUUUGCAGGUCUCUUUGUUGGAAGGAUGUCAGCAUAUCUUGAAUGGAGACUGUAGUAAUUUGGCUUCGGAACUCCAAGCUGCUCAAGUGGGAAGUAUCAGAUGUUCUCCCUCUUCAACCUGUACGAUAUGCCAAUUACCUCUGUUCCUCCCAUCACAAAAAUACCCUUCUCAAACACUCGUUUUGAUUUAUCUAUGUCAACAUUUCGUCCAUGCCACUUGUGCUUUACCUGAGGAUGUUGAACUUCCUCAAAGACAAGAGAAUGCUUCUGUAACCUACCUCUUGUCUGAAUCCAAGAAUGGAAGUCAAGGUUGGAAAAGUAGAGCGUUAGGUGGAAAAUUAGGUUAUGCUGCUGCCGUAAGGGUUAGAGUUGGAAGAUGUCCUGUUUGUAUCAAAGGAGGAAAGGUCGGAUGA